AUGUAUGGUGAUAUGAUGGUGGAUGAGAGUGGAGUGGAUGUAAGCGAGGAGGUAUCUCCCAACGAGGGGAUUUGGUGGUUUGAAUUCUAUCGAGGAAUUACACGGGAUAGGAUUCGAUGGGAGAAGGUUAAGAGGUGUAUGGGCCGUGGGAGAUGUAGAGUUGUUCUGAGAUGGCAGGAUGUACCGGAUGAGAUGAAGAGAUUGGGUGGUCGUUCGAGUUCGAGUUCUGGGAUCGGUUUGGGAGUGAGCGGAAAAAUAAGCGAAGCGGAGAGAGUCAUGCAGGAGAUGAGUAGGGAGAACAUGGCAGCGACGGGAAAGAAGCGGAGAGGAAGAAAGAGUAUGCAAACGAGCCAUGCGAAUACGAGUUCGAGUGGGGGAUUGGGAGUUAUGAAUAUGAAUGUGGGGAGUCAUUCACAUUCACAUUCGCAUGUGCGAUCGCGUUCGGGCGAAGCUUUGAGAGAUAGCUUGCGUGCGAGAGCGAUUGGGAAUCGGAUGAGUUUUAAUGGAGAUGUUUAG
This is a messenger RNA of Botrytis sinoallii, 516 nucleotides long. RefSeq lists its product as uncharacterized. Bases 1 to 516 code for a protein of 171 amino acids. The record is from RefSeq and is a predicted model, not a curated record. The transcript has a single exon. NCBI's taxonomy places the organism in Eukaryota, Fungi, Ascomycota, Leotiomycetes, Helotiales, Sclerotiniaceae.